Molecule: messenger RNA, 1971 nt
Organism: Schistosoma bovis
Lineage: Eukaryota; Metazoa; Platyhelminthes; Trematoda; Strigeidida; Schistosomatidae
Source: the annotation of a GenBank genome assembly
AUGUUGGAAACUCUGAUCAGGAUAAAACUAAUAUACGUCAGGAGGAAGUCUCACACUCUGUCUUUCCAUCUGUCUAGACACAGUUUAUGUGGACGAGUACCAAGCUCUAACUAUGGUCGAUAUUUAAAUCAAUCCUAUAUACAAUUGAGUAAUCAAAUCCCCAUACCGAAUAAUGAUCGAUAUAAACGUAACGUAUCCACUACAACUUUAAAUAAUUCGUCACAACCACGACAAUUUCACUUACCUGAUGGUGGUAAAAGUCGUUUUCUACCGCCCGGUACAAAAAUCUACGCAACAUUAUUUGGUCGUUCAGCUAGCAGUGCAAUCUCACCAUUGUAUAAUACUUAUACAAGUACACCACGUUCAACUAAUACUACUAGUACUGCUACUAACAAUUGUCGCCCUGACAUUAUUAUAUCACGUUCUCUUAAUAAACCUUUUGCAUUGUCAGCUUUUAAUCUACAUGAUGAUAACCUUAAAACUGAUAAACUGUCAUUAUCGACAACAACAUCAACAAAAAAAAUCACCAGAAUCUUAUCUAAUACCACUGAUGACAAUAAUAAUUACAAUGAUAACAUUAAUGGUGACCAUACCAGUCAAUUAACGUCAAAAUCACAUCGAACAUAUAUGGAUGAUAUUAGUCAGUCUGGUCCAAUUUUACUAAAUGAUCGUAAUAUCACAUUGGAAACACGUAAAUUAGCUUGUUUACCGGCUGGACAAGAACGUGAUAAAAGUACGCCGAGGCCAAUUGAACGUUAUGAUUGGCCAGCGCCACCUGCUUCUGGUGUUGUUUUAGCGGAAUUAAUGCGUGAACGACGUCAACGACGUAGAGAACAAGCACGUUUAAGUGGUACACAGUUUUCUGGCGAUAUUGAUGAUUUAGAAAGUCAAGAAGCAUUGAGUAUUGAUUAUUCCUUUGAUGGUAUUCCUGAUACAACUGAUCAUUCUGUUGAACAUAUAGGAAUUGGACAAGCAAUUCUACGAGAAGAAGCUGAAAGUAAACGCCGAUCACGUUCACAAACCUAUUUAGAUCCAGUGUCAGCGUCCAGAACGCCAAGUGCAUCGGUUGAACCGUCAUUUAAACCACGUUAUGCAACUCAUCAGUUUGCAUUAGCAAAUCGUGAUACAAUUAAUAUGGGAGGAGCAACAGUAACAAUGAAUAUUCCUACCGAUUAUCAUCAGAAUAAUGCAUCACGAUAUAACAUUAAUCCACCAAUUUUCAUUCCUGGUAGUUCAAUUAAACCUGGCUAUACUGGUGGUCAAUUAUCUUGCAACGAUCAAUUAAAGAGUAAAACAUUAUCAAUGAAUUAUCCAACUUCAUCACUGUCAGUUGGAAAUGGGGGUAUUAGACAACAAUCGACCAAUCGAAUAUUGUUAAAUAAAUCUAAAGCUGUUACACUGGAUGGUCAUUCUCAUCUUUCACAUCAAUUGGAUGUGAAUGGGACGAAAUUUACAAACGGCAACCUGCAACUAAGCAAACCUGAUAAUACUCAAUCAAAUACCAGUGAUUCAGUACGAAUUUAUUCACCAACAUCCGAUCAUCGCAAUGCAUCAAUAUAUACUACUAGUAUACUUCAUGGAGUUAAACAUAGUGGUACUACUACUUCGAUUCUAAAUGGUCAUUCAUCACAAUAUCUACAACAACAUAAUCUGAUAGAUUCAAUCAGUGGUAAAGAUUUCGAUGCUGAUCGUCGUCUGAUUGGAUCUAGUCCAAGUAAUCCCAUUAUUCAGUUUUCAUCAUCAUCACCAACUGCUAUAUCUCAUAAGAAAUCAUCUUUACCUCAAUUGAUACCAUAUGAAAAACUGAAAGAAUACAAAGGGAUGUAUCCCAAAGGAGUUGAUCGUACAGCUGUAGAGACACAUUUAUCCGAUGAAGAAUUUCAACAGGUUUUCGCUUUAUCUCGAACAGCAUUUUAUCGUCUUCCGGAAUGGAAACGUAAUGACUUAAAACAUAGAGCUCAGCUUUUCUAA